Aureobasidium pullulans EXF-150 is the source of this 534-nucleotide messenger RNA. RefSeq names its product UPF0041-domain-containing protein. The record is from RefSeq and is a predicted model, not a curated record. Gene Ontology annotation, molecular function: pyruvate transmembrane transporter activity. Gene Ontology annotation, cellular component: mitochondrial inner membrane. Gene Ontology annotation, biological process: pyruvate import into mitochondria. The transcript has 2 exons. Bases 1 to 534 code for a protein of 177 amino acids. NCBI's taxonomy places the organism in Eukaryota, Fungi, Ascomycota, Dothideomycetes, Dothideales, Saccotheciaceae.
AUGUCUUUCAGAGCCGGUCUCCGUUUCUUCAAUGCCUUCCGCCAACAGGCUGCCAACACCGGCAAGCCCAUCAUCCAAAGACGCACCUAUCAGUCCGCGGCCGAGACCAAUGCCACUCCUCCACCAAACCAGUCCCGUCUGCAACAACUCUGGAGCUCGCCCGUCGGCCCCAAGACUGUUCACUUCUGGGCUCCUAUCAUGAAGUGGGGUCUCGUCCUUGCUGGUGCCGCCGACUUUGCUCGUCCCGUUGAAUCGCUUUCCCUCUCUCAGAACGGUGCGCUUAUGGCUACUGGUUUGAUCUGGACCCGUUGGUGCUUCGUCAUCAAGCCCAGAAACCUUUUCCUCGCUUCCGUCAACUUCCUCCUCUUCUGCGUCGGCGCAACACAGGUCUCGCGUAUCCUCCUCUGGCAACAAGCCCAGAAGGGUGACUCUAUUCCCGCUGAGCUUGAGAAGGCUGGCAAGCAGGAGGGCAAGGAACUCGAGGCUAUCGUCAAGGACCCCAAGGGUGCUUUCGAGAAGGCCAAGAAGGUGUAA